Messenger RNA from Synchiropus splendidus (mandarinfish), 3200 nucleotides. RefSeq names its product protocadherin-18-like. Gene Ontology annotation, cellular component: plasma membrane. The transcript is spliced from 4 exons. Lineage: Eukaryota; Metazoa; Chordata; Actinopteri; Syngnathiformes; Callionymidae. Gene Ontology annotation, biological process: homophilic cell-cell adhesion. Bases 112 to 3066 code for a protein of 984 amino acids. Gene Ontology annotation, molecular function: calcium ion binding. The record is from RefSeq and is a predicted model, not a curated record.
GAGUACAAUAUUUUUGGAUAGAAGGACGAACAGCUGAAGAAGUCAACAUGCCAAGCAUUUAAGCGGAAUUCUCCUCCCCUGGACAAAUAUUGCCCCGCCAGAGCGCAGAAGAUGGAGUCACGAAACAAACCAAUCGAUGGAACUGGAUUUCUCUCUGCACUAUCCAAAAUGUUUUUUUUGUUUUUAUUUUUUCAAAGCAUCACCUGCAAGACUCUGAAAUAUAAAGUGUACGAGGAGCAGAAUGUUGGCACUGUGAUAGCACGGUUAAAGGACGACGUUGCUGAAGUUCUUUCCAAAUUUCCAGAAACUUCUAGUUUUCAAUUUCAUGCAAUGCAGCGGGUAAGUGUACCAUUACUGAGAGUCCGAGAGGAAGAUGGAGAAAUCAGCAUUGCCAGCAAAAUUGACAGAGAAAAGCUAUGUGGAAAGAAUUUGAACUGUUCCAUUGCGUUUGAUGUGUUGACACUGCCCACGGAGUAUCUUCAGCUUUUCCAUGUAGAGGUGGAGGUGUUAGACAUCAAUGACAACUCUCCAUACUUCACUCGAGCCACUGUGCCCAUCGAGAUUUCAGAGAGCGUGUCGGUGGGGACACGGGUUCCGCUGGAUGGUGCUGUGGACACGGAUGUUGGGGAAAACUCUCUCUACACUUACUCUCUCACCCCUAAUAGCUUCUUUGAUAUCGAGGUCAGAACAAGGAUGGAUGGAGCCAAGUAUGCAGAGCUGGUGGUGAUGCAGGAGCUGGACCGGGAGAUGCAGUCCAGCUACCAACUGCAGCUCACAGCCUCAGACAAUGGUAUACCAUCCAAGUCUGGAUCCACUCUUCUCAAAAUAGACAUUUCUGACUCCAAUGACAACAGCCCAGCAUUUGAUGAACAGGUUUUUGUGGUUGAGUUGGCUGAAAACUCUCCAGUGGGCACUCUCAUUAUUGACCUUAAUGCCACUGACCCAGAUGAAGGAAGCAACGGUAAAAUUAUCUACGCUUUUAGUGCUCAUGUCUCGCCAAAAAUACUUCAAACGUUCAAAACAAAUCCAGAAACCGGACAUAUAACCCUUAUCAAAAAAAUGGACUAUGAAAACACAGCAACUUACGAACUGGAUGUCCAGGCCCAAGAUAUGGGUCCAAACUCUAUUCCAGGUCUUUGCAAAAUUCUGGUGAAGGUUGUAGAUGUCAAUGACAACGAACCACAGAUAAAAAUAAACCUUAUGACUCCAGGCAAAGAAGAGGUGGCAUAUAUUUCAGAAGGUGCACCUAUGGACACCUUCAUUGCUCUUGUACACGUUGAUGACAGUGACACUGGACUGAAUGGCGAGGUGCUGUGCAAACUGCAUGGUCAUGGACAUUUCAGGCUCCACAGGACUUAUGAGAAGAACUACAUGAUUUUAACUAAUGUCUCUUUAGACAGAGAAACCAGGUCUGAAUACAGCCUAACAGUCGUUGCAGAAGAUCAGGGUUCCCCAAGCCUUACAAGCGUCAAACAGUUCAUUGUGAAGGUGCUGGACGAAAAUGACAAUCCUCCUCAUUUCGAGAAGAGCCACUAUGAAGUCUUUAAGUCUGAGAACAACUCGCCUGGGGGAUACAUAAUGACAGUGGUUGCACGAGAUCCUGAUCUGGGAACCAACGGCCAGGUCACUUAUUCCAUCUUAGACACUCAAGUCCAUGGGAGUCCUAUCUCCACCUACGUCACAAUUGACCCCUCAAACGGGGCCAUCUAUGCCCUGCGCAGCUUUGACCACGAGGACGUGAGCCUCAUUAGGUUCAGUGUUCAGGCUCGGGACAGUGGAAAUCCAGUGCUGUCCGCAAACACAACCGUUCUGCUGACUGUGUUGGAUCAAAAUGACAAUCCACCUGCCAUACUGUCCCCAUCUCUUCAGAAUCACACAGCGGAACUUCUUGUUUGGAGGUAUGCAUCUCCUGGUCAGCUGAUUACCGCUCUGAUGGUCACAGACCGGGAUGCUGGUGCCAAUGGAGAGAUAUUUUGCACUGUUAUUAGUGGAGAUGAUGAUGGGCUUUUCAUGAUGGACCCCCAGCGAUGUGAAUUAAGAACAAAUGCAAGUUUGGAGCAGUUUCCAAGAGAUGUAAUGGAAAUAAUAGUUGAGGUGCGGGACAGAGGGAUAAGUCAUCUCUCAACCGAAGUAACACUGAGGCUCACUCUAAAGGAGAACAUGUACAUUCUUCCCCCACUGUAUCCCACAGGCAGCACCCAGUAUAUACUAGAUCUGUCACUUAUUCUUAUAAUUUCUUUGGGGUCUAUUUGUGCUUUGCUGCUCGUCGUCAUGGUUAUGUUUGCUACUGCCUGCUACAACUGUGAAAAGGACACACGGCACAACCACAACAGUUGUGUUGUGGAGAACGGCUACGAGGACCACCCCAAGAAGCCCACAAAGCAGCUCCAAAAGGCUGAUAUAACCCUGGUCUCAGCGCUUAAAGGGACUCUGCCAGCCCAUCAAGAUCCAUUUUCUGACAGCUCCCUAGGAAGGGGGCACAUCCACCUCAGCCAUCAGUCACCCAGCAUGGUUGCCACAUCAUCCAACACUGUGGCAGAUAACUUUGCUCUGGAGCUUUCCACACCACCUGUGGAGCAAGUCUCUCAGCUUCUGUCCAUGCUUCAUCAGGGCCAGUAUCAUCCACGUCCAAGCUUCCGUGGCAACAAAUACUCAAAGAGCUACAGGUAUGUCCUGAAUGAGAUGGACAAGUUCAGUCUGAAAGACAGUGGACGUGGGGACAGUGAGGCCGGGGACAGUGACGAUGAAGCUGGCACGGUGUCACCUAUGGAAAGACUGCUUGCACUGAGGUUGUGUACAGAAGAUUGUAGGGUCCUGGGACACUCCGACCAGUGUUGGAUGCCUCUUCUUGCAUUUCCGGAAGCUCACUGGCCAACAGACCAAUGGCAGGAAAAGCCCAGACAACUUUGCACAAACACCUCAGUCAACCAAAGCUUCUCCACUUUUGGGAAGGACGUGGAGGUGGAUGGUGAGAAUAGAGGAAUCGAUGGGGAUGGAAUUGAUGAUCCUGCAUCAUUGCUGACCUCUGCCUCCUCAGGGUCAGGAUUCUCUCGACCAAGUAAAUGAUAACCCAAAAGGGACUAGUCUCAGUGGGGAGUGGUUUCCAUUGACUGGAUCUUUAGUUCACAGAAGAGGCCAUUUACCAAGGAAACAAUGUGCAUCUGCUCACCAACAGGGGGUGUGGCCUUGGGCUGCGAACA